AUGGGGCCUACCUACUGCGACAACCAGCGACCCCCUGUUCCUGUCGCCUCCGUACCUCUGAGCUCUCCACAGCCCCUUGGAUCGGAGCUGAUUGUGAGCAAGGGCUAUCCUGUGGAAGAGCACACAGUGGUCACUACAGAUGGCUACAUCCUGCGCAUCCAAAGAAUACCACGGGGAAGAAAUGAGCCUGUUGUACUAGACGCCAACUACAGCAAACCAGUUGUUCUCGUCAUGCACGCUCUCGCAGUCACAUCAGCUGACUUUGUGAUUAAUUUUCCUGAACAAAGCCUGGGAUUUAUACUCGCAGAUGCUGGUUAUGAUGUCUGGCUUGGCAACUUGCGCGGAAAUGAGUACACCAGUCAUCUGACGUACAAAAAGACUGAUCCGAUGUUCUGGCGCUUCAGUUUUGACGAGAUGAUUAUGUAUGACACUCCCACAAUGAUUGACGCUGUGCUUGCUCGCACAAACAAUACAAGGCUGCUGUACAUAGGCUUUUCCCAGGGUACCCAGGUUCUCUUUGGUCUCCUAGCACAACAGCCGGAGUACAACGAAAAGACUAGACUUGCUGUGUACGCUGCCCACAGUCCUUCGGGUACAUCUAUGGAUAACAUCUACCAUUUCGCACAGGAGGUACCGCCCAGCUAUGUCUUAUGUAAUGUUAAAGUUCCUGUGGCUCUUUACCAUAGCGCGGCGGAUGUCUACGCUGUACCGGAAGACGUAGCAAGGCUUGAGUGGGAGCUGCCGAACCUCGUCCGAAGCUAUCGGGUGCCCGACAAGCACUUCACGCAUUACGAUUUUGCACUUGGAAUGCACGCCGCAGAUAUGGUGUACAUGGAUAUGCUUGAGCUUAUGGACCAAUAUCGAGGCUCAUGA
Messenger RNA from Dermacentor silvarum, 873 nucleotides. Its product is annotated as lipase member K-like. NCBI's taxonomy places the organism in Eukaryota, Metazoa, Arthropoda, Arachnida, Ixodida, Ixodidae. Bases 1 to 873 code for a protein of 290 amino acids. The record is from RefSeq and is a predicted model, not a curated record. Gene Ontology annotation, biological process: lipid metabolic process. The transcript is spliced from 6 exons.